AUCUGGCAGUGCGGCGGCCGGAUGCUGGACGCGCCGUGCUCGCGCGUUGGCCACGUGUUCCGGCACGCGCCCAAGGGCAGGCCGGCGGUGCACUUCGACUUCCUCAGCAAGAACUACAAGCGCGUAGCGAAGGUGUGGAUGGACGAGUACGCGGAGGCGUUGUACCGCAGGAACCCGCACCUGAGGGAUGUCGACGAAGGGGACGUCUCCAGGGAGGUCGAGAUCCGCAAGAAGCUCAAGUGCAAGAGCUUCAAGUGGUUCCUGGAGAGCGUGGCGCCGGACCUGCUCGUCAAGUACCCGCCCGUCGAGCCGCCGGACUUCGCCAACGGGACCAUCCGGAGCAAGGCCUCCCCGACGCUGUGCCUGGACAACGGCUCCAGGGAGUACGGGGACAUCAUCAUGUACAAUUGCCACGGAGGAUACAGUCAGUACUUCUCUCUCUGCUGGAGGAAAACGAUUAAGAUCCAGAACGAACAGUUCUGCUGGAUGCUGCCCAACAGCAGAGACAGAGCGCCGUCGCAGUUCAACUGCCAGAAUUCCCACCACGUUCCUGCGCAGUCGUGGAGAUACGAUCCCGACACGCAGCAGAUCCAGAGCGAGCUGCACGGCUGGUGCGUGGAGGCGAGCCCCAAGGCGCGCACCGUCCACAUGGCCAACUGCGACGCGUCCAACCCCGACCAGAAGUGGGAGUGGAAGUUCACCAACACCAAGCUCAUCCACGACACGUUCCCGCCGUUCUCGGGUCGGGACACCCUCUAGGGAAAGAGGGAGUAGGCGGGAGGGUUGGGCGCGGAAGGCAGAGGACGGGAGGGAAGAAAUGAGUCAAAGCCUUACACCUUUCCAGAUAUUUUUGAACAGCGACUGAAAAUCGGCGUUGGAUUUUUAAGGCCUUCAAUGGCUCUGUAAAUAUACUUUGCUAUCUGUUAUGAUAAUUGUAGAUCAUGGACCUUGUCCGUGCCGAUAAAAAAAAAAAAUAUGGAUAAAAGUCACUGUGUGAAGCAGCUGCGGCGUGUCUGGUAGUCACUGAGGGAGAGAAAGGUCGUGUAAAUAGAUUAUUUAUUUUGAUUUGAUUCCAGCGUUUGGCGCGGACGGUGGUGUGAGUGCGUGCUGGCUGGAGCGUCAAGGCCGAGCCCGACUCACGUUUUCAGGGAAGGAAACUUACAUGGAUACAGAUCCACCCAUAUACCUGCAUUGAUGCAUUCAUAGAUGCAGUUUGCAGGCAUCGAUAUAGAUCUACAUAUGUCCACACAUCCAUGCUUACAUACUCAUAUAAAAGAUAUAUGAUUUCUCUCUCUCUCUCUCUCUCACACACACAGACACACACACAGAUAAGCUCUAUUCGAAUGGCCCUCCAUCCGAACAGCCGGCAUCCGAGCACGACCGUUCGGAAGGAACGGCUUCGAAGGCUGGCCGCUGUUAGUGACUGAACAAAAGCCUUAGCGAGAAUGUCAUGGGACCUUUUUUUGUCUCUCGAUUGUUAAUUUCGUGUGCUUGUGAUCCCGGAAAUAUUUGUUUUCGUGAUUUCUGAAUGUUUAUUGCGCUGCUAGUCUUAUGUUUCUCUUAAAAAUCGAGAUCGCGGCCCCGACGAAGAAGGUUGAAGAAAGAGUAAAAA
Molecule: messenger RNA, 1612 nt
Organism: Penaeus vannamei (Pacific white shrimp)
Lineage: Eukaryota; Metazoa; Arthropoda; Malacostraca; Decapoda; Penaeidae
Source: RefSeq, a predicted model, not a curated record